Molecule: messenger RNA, 932 nt
Organism: Elgaria multicarinata webbii
Lineage: Eukaryota; Metazoa; Chordata; Lepidosauria; Squamata; Anguidae
Gene: NDUFB8
Product: NADH:ubiquinone oxidoreductase subunit B8
Exons: 5
Coding region: 39-596 (185 amino acids)
Cellular component (GO): mitochondrion
Source: RefSeq, a predicted model, not a curated record
GCCGUAGCCCCGGCGGAGGCCCUUCCGGGAGGGCUGUGAUGGCGCUUAGCGGAGCUGGGAGUCGGCUGCGGCCCUUGGCCUGGCUGCGGAGGGCGGCGGCUCCAAGCGGCGUCCGUGCUGCUUCAGACAUACCCAAACACAUGCUUCCUGGGCCUUACCCCAAGACUCCAGAGGAAUGGGCAGCUGCUGCAAAAAAGUACAACAUGACAGUGGAGGACUACAAGCCGUAUCCAGACAAUGGCAGUGGUUAUGGUGACUACCCUCAACUCCCUGACCGAUCCCAACAAGAAAGAGAUCCUUGGUAUGAUUGGGACCAUUCUGAUCUGAGGCGUAACCAUGGAGAGACAAUGCACUGGGAUUUUGAUAUGUUCAUCCGGACACGCGUUGAUACCUCACCCACAGUUCUGUCCUGGCACAAGAUGCGCAGAUAUCUCUGGGGCUCUAUCGGCUUUAUGUUUUUCAUGUUUUGUCUUGGUGAGAUAUAUCCAUCCUACCAGCCUGUGGGGCCAAAGCAAUAUCCCUACAACAACCUGUAUCUGGAGCAAGGAGGGGAUCCCACAGAGUCCCCACCAGAAGUGAAGAACUAUGAGAUCUAAGAGAGUCUGGAACGCUCCUGUUUAUCCUCUCUAAUCAGAGUUAUCUGUGGAGCUAACUAUACUGCCCCAAACUCUUGCUGUUCUAAAGAUCCUGAUGGGAUGGUGGAGAGACAACUAUGAAAGGCUCUAUUUUGAUAUCUUGAUUGUAUGAGUAUGCUGUACAGUUGGUUGUGUACAAUUAUCAUAUUCCUUCAAAAUCGACAGAAAGGAGAGUUUUAUUUAUAUGUAGCCUUGUUUCCUGCUGAUCAUAUGAGAUCAUUCGAUGAAAUACAAUGGGUACAGAACAACCCUGAAUGUUGUAAGGAAAAGGCAAAUAAACACAAAUAUUCAGACAAA